CCGCCUAUUCUUUAGGCUGGGUGAGUUGGAACUUUGCUGCAAGUCUGUUACUAAGUCUAAGUGUGUGUAGCGAGAACAACGUGCAACGUGUCGAGAGCUCAGACGCUGCUCGUCUUGAACUCGUUUAAGCUCAAUUUUAAGGGAAAGGUUCCAGAAAAUUCAGGGAUAACAACACAUAAUGUCGGCGGACCUAGCUAAGAAGCGCAAGGACAAGAGGAAGAAGAAAGCCAUAUUAGAGGCUUUGCAACAGGAAGAAUACCAAGAGGAACGGGCACAUGUCCAACAACUGGACGAAACCGAAGCAGAUUUCGUUGUUCAUCCUACCGACGAUUCAGAAGAUACCGUUCCCCUAUUGGAAGAAAGUGAUGGAAGCGGAGCCUGCGCGAAAAUCAUCUUUCUCGUCUUACUUUCGUCUUUGGGAUUGGCCGUUGGUGUGAUAUUUUUCGAAAUGGGUGGAAUUGAAACGUUAACUCGUCUUACAGACCCUGAGUCUAUCACCAAUGCCCCACCAGUGAAAUAUGAGCCUGCAGCUCCAUCAGUAGACGUUGCCUUUGACGACGACUUUGACAGAAUCGAUCCUUCCCCUAUAGAAUCAGAAUCUUUUAAGGAAGAUACCAUCAGUAUGGUAGAUGAACCUGUUGAAACUGCAAAAGCUUUGCCUGCAGAGGUCCCUGAAAUUGUCCCAGUGACUACUGCUGAAGUAGCAGAAGACAUCGUAAGGGAAAUAGAAACUGAAAUUGUCGAAGAACCAAAGAUCAAAGCUGCAGAAUCUGUGCCAGAACCCAUUGAAACAUCACCUGAAACGACCACUGAAAUUGUAGAAGAAACUGUUCAAGCCAGCGAAAACUUUGAGACGCAGUUGGAGGACGAGCCAGCUGAAGUUCCGCUAGAGUCAUUUACAAUGCGGGCAGAAAGAGAAGCCGUCCAGGCAGCAGUAGAUGAGGUGUGGGUUAUGACUGUGCGCUGCAUAGAGGAACUACGAGCCCUACAAGUUAUGGCUAGAUCGUCGCUAACUCACGCUGUCAUCGAUACAAUUAGUCAACGCCUAGAGCCUUUAAGGAGUCAACUGGAUGAACUGGUAAAGAGUACGUCAGACAGUGUUUUUGACGGCGCUCUGGAGCAAGCAGCUGAAUUGGAACGCAAUCUUAGAGCCGUACUAGGAGAGCUAGAUCAAGCCAGGAAUCAAGAUACUAUACUGGCUCAAGAGGCCGCCCAACAAGAACAGGAAACCGUUGAAGCAGCUCAGUUGGCAGAAGAGCCUGAAGAAGUGCAAGCUGAAGAAGAAACCGUGAGUGAAGAAGAAGCUCUUGACGAACCCGAAAUAGAAGUUGCACGCGAAGCGAACGUAGAAACUCUUCCUGCAGAGGAAGAGUUAGAAGUUGUUGUUGAGCCACAAGUAGAGACUCAUCCUGAACCGCAAGAAGAAACGGUUCUGAAAUCGGACACUGACACUGAUUUUGAGCCACCACAAGUAGAAUCCCUUCCCGAACAGGAAUUAGAAGUGAUUCCUGAACCACACGUAGACGAUCUUCCUGUACGGCAAGAAGAAACUGUCCACGAGCCAGAAGCCGAAGCCGCUACUGCAUUACCUGUAGAAGGCCUUCCUGAACCCAUUGUAGAAUUUAUCCCCGAGCCAAUCUCCGAAGCCGUUCCCGAACCCUCUUUAGAAUCUAUCCCCGAGCCAAUCGCCGAAGCCGUUCCCGAACCCUCUGUAGAAUCUUUCCCCGAGCCAAUCGUCGAAGCUGUUCCCGAACCCUCUGUAGAAUCUCUGUCCGAAUCCCAUGUAGAGGUUGUCCCUGAACCUGUUGCAGUGGAUUCGUGGAUCAAGCCAGUCGAAGACACUGUUUCCGAGCUAGAAACUGAACCUCUUCCCGAAUCACAGGUAGAAGCGGCCGCUGAACCAGAAGUUGCCGAUAUUCCUGUACCAGAAGUCACCGAGUCAGAAAUAGAGCUUAAAGAAGAAAAUGUGAUUGCUGUAGAACCCGAGCUUGAGAUCAGUGACGUCCAAGCCGAUCAACCAACUGUUCAGGUUGAAGAAGCUGUUUACGCUGAGACUAACGACGUGACUGAAGAAAUCAUUCCUGUGACUCAGACUGCGGAUGACCAAGUCGUUGAUGCUCCAGCUGCAGAAGACGUGAGCACUUCGUCCGAAGAAACUCAGUCUCCAUCUGAAGCUGAAGACAGGUUCGAUUCGGUAGAUGAAGCUGUCCAGGUGGCGACAGAAGCUUUUCUUGUUGAGGAGGAGCAAAGUGCUGCACCCGUAGCAGAACCAGUUACAAAUGUUCCUUCGAGAAUGCAAAAUCUGGAGGAGGCAGAUCGGCUUGUGGAUCAGGCUCCCCCAGCUGCCUAAAUAUCUUCUGUCUCAAAAAAAAAAAAAAAAAAAAAAAAAUCAUUCUUUUCCCUGACUUUGACUAGUGUCAUGUUUGUAGUAUUACUUUGAUCGUCUUAUUCGAUAUCAAACGAACCUUUGACAUUUUCUUUUGCCCUCUUUCUCAUAUAGAAAAAAAAUGGUGUGGGUGUGAGGUUGUUAUGAUAAUGACGCUUGCAGACGAAUGAUUAUUAUAUACUUUCAUGAGUUUUUGGGGCUUAUUUCUGUAAGGUUCGCGGAUUGUGUCUGAAAUUAAACUCUGAGUUUUAAAGAA
Molecule: messenger RNA, 2642 nt
Organism: Daphnia magna
Lineage: Eukaryota; Metazoa; Arthropoda; Branchiopoda; Diplostraca; Daphniidae
Product: protein P200
Source: RefSeq, a predicted model, not a curated record